AUGUGGGGAAGAAGCUGGCUUCCCAUCGCCAGCGAUGACGUAGCCCCUGUGAGAUACAGCCCUGAGUGUGCUCUGCCUGAGAUAACCAGAGAAGGUCGAUACUACUCAAAUGAGUACGCCGGUGCCGACUAUAUAAGAGAAGCGCAUGGCCCUGGAGGGCGCAUCCCCCCUCUCCGGGCGCAGCACCGACCGCCCCGCUCCGCGCCCGGCGGAGCCUCCGCGGGGACCCGGGCUUUCCGGCGGCGGCAGAGGACGGCUCUGCCCAGCCCGCUCGCAAGCAGCCAGACUUGCCUCCGCUUGAAGGUGCAGGAGAUCCAGGCUGUGCUGGGCAUGGGGGCUUGGUUCACCUUCUGGAGGAUGCUCAGGCUGGGGCAGAGAGCUGUUUCUCCAGCGCUGGCACAGGUCAGGCCUGGCCGUGACAAGCAGGGGCAGUUCAGGGCCAAGCACAGCUGCGUGGUGAUGUUCACAGACUCUGCUUGGCCAGGAGACCGGGCAGCGGGUCACCUCUGCCGCAAAAUUUUCCCAAGAGAUUCCAGUCUAAAAGACAAGUUCAUAAAACACUUUACAGGGCCAGUCACAUUUUCAUCAGAGUGUAGCAAGCACUUUCAUCGACUGUAUCACAACACAAGGGACUGCUCAACGCCAGCCUAUUAUAAAAGAUGUGCAAGGUUGCUAACAAGAUUAGCAAUGAGCCCUUUGUGUACACAGUCCUAGGAUGUUUGCUAUACUUUCUACUAAGGAGAGAAUUCUGAUUUUCCAAGAAAGUGCCUUGAAAUCUUCCAAGACAGAGAAGACAUCUUUUACCUUUUUGAUUUACAACGUUUUGUUACUAGAUGCAUUUUAUUUUCCUAUAUUUGUUGGGACAUUCCAUAUUUGUGUGAAACAUUAUUUUAUUUUAAUUUGUAAAUUUGUUGCCUAUAGUUCAGACAAGCCAAUUAUUUAAAUACAUUGUAUAUAAAGAAUACUAAUGAUAUACUGAUUAAAUGUUAUAACCAUAUGCAGGGAGUUGGUAAAAUUUUGCUGUUUCUCUUGUUCCAUUGUAUUUACAUCAUUCUGCUCAGGCUCUUACUUUCAUUAUUUGCACUAACUUGAAAUACAGAAGUCUAUGUAACUGAAAUCUGAAUAAGCUGUAAGUGGGGAAGUUUUACUUGCCAUGGAAGAUAUUUUAUAUUAUGAAGCUUUGUUAAUAUAUACAUAUAUAUUAUUGCGCAUCAGAAAAAAAAAACCUGCUCAGAAAUGCACCUUGCUUUCAGAAACAUUUGUAUGACUAUUCUGGAUUUUCAUCAGUUACAUUUGUACUGGCACUUACGGAAAGAGUUGCAAAUAAUGUAAAUAUAAAGACUGGAAAACUGCAAUGCAGUUUUGGUGGAAUAAAGAAC
Messenger RNA from Nipponia nippon (crested ibis), 1379 nucleotides. NCBI's taxonomy places the organism in Eukaryota, Metazoa, Chordata, Aves, Pelecaniformes, Threskiornithidae. The record is from RefSeq and is a predicted model, not a curated record.